Messenger RNA from Arachis stenosperma, 1475 nucleotides. Its product is annotated as ornithine decarboxylase-like. The transcript has a single exon. Bases 64 to 1335 code for a protein of 423 amino acids. Gene Ontology annotation, molecular function: ornithine decarboxylase activity. Gene Ontology annotation, cellular component: cytoplasm. The record is from RefSeq and is a predicted model, not a curated record. NCBI's taxonomy places the organism in Eukaryota, Viridiplantae, Streptophyta, Magnoliopsida, Fabales, Fabaceae.
UAUAUUGUGGUUUGUGGUCAUUCUUUACACUAUUAAGGGGUAAGGCUACAAAGGGAGGCUAAAAUGCCUACACUUGUUGCCCAGCCCUAUUCUUUGAGCCUCAACCCCGUUCUUACUGCGUCAGGCGUUAAGGGCAAACCAGUAACUUCAUUGUCCUCCGAAGGCGAUGGAAUCUUUGGUUACAUUCAAUCUGUGAUUCAUGACAAACAAGAAACGGAAUCGCCGUUCAUGGUUCUCGAUUUAGGGGUAGUUAUGGACCUCAUGGACAAGUGGCGCACGAUGCUUCCAAUGGUUCAACCGUUCUAUGCGGUAAAGUGCAACCCUGACCCGUCCUUGCUUGGAUCAUUAGCAGCGAUGGGUUCGAGUUUCGAUUGCGCCAGCAAAUCAGAGAUCGAAGCAGUUUUGUCCCUCGGCGUCUCGCCGAAUUGCAUCAUCUACGCUAAUCCAUGCAAAUCGGAGUCGCACAUUAAGUACGCCGCUAGCGUCGGUGUCAACGUAACAACCUUUGAUUCAGAAUAUGAGGUUGAAAAGAUCCGAAAAUGGCACCCUGAAUGCGAGCUUCUCCUCCGCAUAAAACCUCCAGAAGAUGGUGGUGCGCGAUGUGCAUUAGGUCGCAAAUAUGGCGCACUACCGGAGGAAGUUCCGACGCUCCUCCAAGCCGCAAACGAUGCAGGCUUGAAGGUCAUCGGAGUUUCCUUCCACAUCGGUAGUGGAGAUGCCGAUUCGAGAGCCUACCAUGGCGCCAUCGCUGCCGCUAAAGGAGUUUUUGAAAUGGCUUCUCAAUUAGGCAUGGCUAAAAUGCACGUGCUGGAUAUUGGUGGAGGCUUCACAUCUGGCCCAGGGUUCGAUGCAGCUGCAAUGCACGUGAACAAAGCUCUUGAAUCCAACUUUGGAAACGAAGAGGGCAUAACGGUAAUUGGAGAACCAGGCCGUUACUUUGCGGAAACGGCUUUUACGUUCGCGACAAAGAUCAUUGGGAAGCGCGUGAGGGGAGAGUUGAGGGAGUAUUGGAUUAGCGAUGGGAUUUACGGGAGUUUUAACUGCAUAAUGUUCGACUUUGCAACCGUCACGUGCAGGCCUCUGGUUACGUGCGGUGAGAAUAUGGUUCCCAUGUGCUUUAAAGACUCGAAAACAUUCUCGUCUACUGUGUUUGGGCCCACAUGUGAUUCGCUUGAUACGGUGCUGAGGAACACGCAGCUUCCCGAGCUGCAUGCGAAUGACUGGCUUGUGUUCCCUAACAUGGGUGCUUAUACCACCGCUGCAGGGAGCAAUUUCAAUGGGUUUAGUGCUUCAGCCAUCACUACCUACCUUGUAUAUUCAACUCCUAUAGCCUAGGGAAAAGACUUAGUUAUGAGUUCUCAUCCAUAUGGCUUAGAUUAACUUGAUAGGCUACAACAAGAUCUAUAUUUUGUAAUUUUGAAUUAUACGUCUGCAUCAAAAGUAGUAGCGUGAGGUUCUCAAUCUCAGUUUGCAUC